GAACCUUCAUAAUCAACUGACUAGGGGAGGAGCGGGGCUGUAGAAUCUGUAGGCGGGGUUUGCAGAAUUAGACGGUGACAGACGAGAAAUAAUUAGCGAUUCUUCAAAAAUUCAUAGCGAUCAUAAGACCACUAGCUUUACCGUCUGAGUACCAUGAGUGGCAUUUGUGGAAUCCGUGGCUUUGUUGCGCUGGGGGUGGUCUUGCUGUCACUAUGCGCCAUUGGUCACGCCCUGAAGUGUUACAAAUGUACCGGCAUUGGUUCAAAUAAGUGUGCAGAGAUAGAAACCUGUCCCUUUGGCACGACAGGCUGUAUGCUGCUGGAAGCGGGUGACAAGUCCAAGGCUCAGUGCUAUGAUUAUAGCAAGUGCAAUCGUGAUACUGUUAAACAGGAAUUUACAGUGUCCAAUUUUCAGCUGACGUGCUGCACGUCCGAUCUGUGUAACCACAGUGCGCGCAGCCUGCCCAGCACCUUCCUGGCCGUCUUCCUGGUGAUCGCAGUCCUGCUCCUCUACUGAGUCAUCACACUACUGUACUUUCACUGAGACAAAGGAUUGUGUUUAUGACAUAAAAACCAAAUGUAAAUCGUUAUGUCUAACUUCAGCUGUACAGGCCACUGUGUUUUAUAAAGCUAACAAGUUGUUCAGUUA
Molecule: messenger RNA, 648 nt
Organism: Bombina bombina (fire-bellied toad)
Lineage: Eukaryota; Metazoa; Chordata; Amphibia; Anura; Bombinatoridae
Product: CD59 glycoprotein
Exons: 4
Coding region: 154-516 (120 amino acids)
Source: RefSeq, a predicted model, not a curated record